AUGUCCCACCCGACCCCCUCCCCCACCCGCCUCACCACGGAUACUCCCUUAUCCCCAACGCAACUCACUCCCGACACCCCCUCAUCCUCCACCUUCCCUCCCAUCCCCGCCCGCAACCCCAGUCGUGACAACAGCAACAGCGAAUCCCAACGCCCAUCCCAGAACGAGGUCACGCUACAACAAGCACUGGAGCAAGGGCCGGUCACAGUGCCAAAGAACCCGAGACGCUUGUCGGAAUUUGAUGCAAAUCUUAGUAGACGCGAGAGGAGGAAGUCAAAGGCGUGGUCGGGCGAGAGCCAGGGCGUUUCAGACGGCUAUGGUGAGGGAGAAGGGGAGGGCGCGAGACGGAGAUCAGGGCCGUUGGAUGCCGAGGAGUUGAAGGUGUUUGUUGUUGAGAAGCUGAGGCGGAUAUCAAGGCUCUGGUCCAACUAG
Molecule: messenger RNA, 432 nt
Organism: Letharia lupina
Lineage: Eukaryota; Fungi; Ascomycota; Lecanoromycetes; Lecanorales; Parmeliaceae
Exons: 2
Coding region: 1-432 (143 amino acids)
Source: RefSeq, a predicted model, not a curated record